AAUCCAAGACAGUUUAAUUGUUUAAACACAAUAAUUUUUUAUUUUUUCUGUAAUACUCGUGUAGUAGCUAACGUACCAAACGUUUUAUGAAGUGUACUGGAAUGAGUUUAAAACUGGAUUUAGAAUAAGGACUUAAAGGCUUGCAUGAUAACAAGUAUGACUCAUAUUGGUCAACAUAUUUUCGUGAUAAAAAUAAAAGUCUCAACUACAUUCUUAAUUAACAGAUUCAGACAAUAGCAUUCCAACACCAACGCUUUCGACUAAUUCAAUUUAGACAUCAUGCCGCGUCUUUACGUAAACAGCUUUUUGUUGAUUAGCUGUCAACAAGUAUUAAUAAAUUCAAAAUUUUAAAAUACGCCAGGAUUAGCUAGCAUAUUGCAAAAUAGGUGUCAGUAAAUAUGUAUUAGUUAUUAUAUGUGUAGGACAAAAAUUAGUAAAUUUACCUGUUUUUAAAACCUUUAAAAAGUCAACAGACUGACAGUAGUUACAUGGGAUAUAUUGGUUGGAAACAAGGUUUUAAUUAAAAAGGCUCAUAAUACUUUCAUAGUAUAUAAUACUAUUAAAUUGAUUCUCUAAGAGAGAUCAAAAGAAAUUCCUUGUGAGCAUCGAGCCAUUAAAUAUUUAGAGAUAUAUUGCAUUAACGAAUAGCAACUCCAAGCAGAAGAAAGAGGCUCUUGACAGAUAAGCAAAGAGAAAAACAAAAUGGCCACCAAGGCAAAUUGGGAUAUUAUGAUAUCCUACCAUCAUGCGUCUGGCAAGGAGUACAUGAAAAGGAUUAAAGAGUCAUUAUUAAAACAGGAUUACUCUGUUUGGACUGAUGAAGAUCGAGUGUAUGGAGAUUUAGGUGCACGGAUGGCAGAAGGCGUUGCAGGAUCAAAAUUGAUCAUUCUUUUACUUUCAAAGGGAUAUGAAGAAUCUAAAAACUGUCAGAAAGAAUACAACUUGGCCUGUGCGCAACACAAGAAAAUUAUCUGUGUAAUAGUUGAGAAAGGUUAUAAACCUCCAGCAGACCAUGUGCUCAGUUUGAUCCUGGGCAAUAACAUGUACUACCAAUUAUACAGAGGUGAUGAAACAACUUUUCAAAAUCUAUUAAAAGACAUCUCACAACAGCUAUUAGGAGAAGCUCCAGUAAAGACUGAGCCCAUUUUGAAUUUUUGGAUGUAUAAAGACAAAGAAGAAAAUAUCAUUGUUAAGUUUCAUAAUAAAAACUUAAAAACCGUUCAGAGAAUUACUAUACAACAGGACGGUAGUGAUACCAAGGUAGAACUGAAAGAAUCAUCAGACUUUCAUGAAGAAAUGAGAGACAAUAAGCUUGUGUUAACAAUAUAUAAGACAGCUGCUACCCGGUACAUCUUAAAACUUGUCAUAUCGUUGCUGGACAUUGAUGGAAAUAAAAAGAUUCUUGAAGUAGACAAUGUCAACAUUGCCUGCGCUCACAAGUAUUACAACAAAGAAAGUAAAUUUUCUCUCCAUACACAUAAUAGUGACAAAGUUGCAGCAUAUAUCAAGUCAAUUAUCAGCACCCCUGUUCUUGAAACUAACAUUCAGCUGUUCUGUUGUGGAGAAGUAUAUGAAAAAUGUAGAAACGAAUACUUAAGAUUUUCAAGAAAUUAUGUUAAUGAAAACUGCACAUCCAACAAUGCCUUUCUAAAAGAAGCUGUCCAAUUUCCACCACCAAUGGUAAAUGAAGAGAUUUCCAGCUUUGCAUUUCGACUAAAGUCAAUUCUCAGUGAAAUUGGGCACGUGUUUGUGAUCUUCACACAUUACAAUGCCACGGACAAUCUGAGACUUCUAAAUUUAAAUACUUAUUGUGAUCGUGUUCAAGAUUAUAAACACAGACUUUUGCUGCUCCAUCCAUCUCAAAAUACCUUCGUCAACAUAAGAUACACUAAAACUACUAGUGGGUCAAUCAUUGAGGAAGAAUUUCAAAAUGGUGAGGUAGAUAUCAAACAUUUGUUUGCAAUCAAUCAACAAUUUAUCUCUGAUAGUACAUCCAGAUUUAUAAAUGUUGUUGCUGCACCAAAUUUCCGAAAGUUAGAGAACAUCGACGUUUGUGCAAACUGUCAAUUGUUAGAUGAGCCUAUUUUCUCGGACGACACAAAGGUUCAAAAUUUCCUUCUAUCUCUGGGAUUAACAAGAAAAGAUCUUGAUCACAAAAGCAAAGAGCAGUACAUGAACAUAUUGGGUCAAGCAAUGUGUUUCAUGGCUAGUAGGGAAACUGUGAACACUGUUCCAACAAUCAAAGAUGAUAUCCAUGGGAAAAUAUGCACUGUUCUAUUGUCAUCUGAGCAGUCAAAUAUUUUUUUUAACGAAUCUAAAAAGAAAAUUAUUGUUGGACCAUUAGGAAGUGGUAAAUCGGUUCUUGCUUUAUCUCAUCUAAAACAACUUUACGAAUGUUGUGAAGGAAAAUGCACAAUAUACUAUGUCAUGUGGAGUGACAAAACAAUACUGCUGAAAGGUAUUGAAAAAUUUGUCUCAAAAUUUCAAUGCAACAAAAAUAUCACUUUGAAAGUAAAGAAUGCAAUUGAAUUAGCAAAAGAGCUCAAUCUCUUUAAACUUCCAACCUUAUCCCAAUUAUUACUGUUGUUGUUAAAGAAACACGGUGGUAUGUCAUUUCAUUUUAUAAGUGACGAAGUUGAUGGAGCGAUGUUUGACAAUCAAGAAGCUUUAUCGCUGAAGCAGAUUUUGGAGAGGGAAGUGGCUUUAAAGAAUUCCAUGAUUGUGUUGUUUCUGCAAUCUUUGGAAAAGCACAGGAUAUUGGUUUUAUCUGGAGAAUCAAAAGGCCAUGAUAAAUACAAGUACGAAGAAGCUGGUAUGCGUGUGUUUUACCUCAAUAAAUCAAUGCGAACAACGAAGAAAAAUUUUAACUUCUUGGUACAAUUUGAGAAGAAAAUUUCCGGGAUUGAAUCAGUUAUCAAACAUCCUGUUCAGGACAAAAAUCAUGAAAUAUCAUCAGCAAAAUCUGGAACGACCAGCUCUACCAUUCAACAAAAUUCAAAGCAGCGUAAAGUCUUAGAAAUUAAGAAUUCACAAGUAGAAUCAGCCGAAGAAAGUAAAAAGAUUUUUGAAGAACCAGUGGAUAUAGAGGAAAUUGCAGCUGCCUCACAUUAUCCAGAUGUUUCUGAAGAUAUCAAAACCCUAACCAAAGUGAAAUGCAACUCUGCGCAAGAAGUUGGACAUAACAUUGAAGGUACAAAGCCAAUACUGAUACAUCUUAAUUAUGAAAAUGAAACAGAAGAAAAAAGUAUUGUCAUGUUAGCUCUCUCGUUGGAACACUAUCUAGAUCGUGUUAAUAUUAAACGUUUAUUUUUUCAUAACACUGUGGAACAAAUGAUCACGUUUCGAAAAGUUUUGGAUUUAAUCAGAAGGGAUUAUUUUGUUUAUAACAAACAAACUGAAUGGAGUGUCAUCGACCGCUGCAAUAAAGUGUGUGAUCUUCCUGCAGACGUGGGUUAUAAUAUAAUAACCGACGUACACGGUAGUAGAGGAACAGACUUUUGUGAAACCGUAUGUGCUAUUGACGUAAAUGACACUAUGUUGCGACACAAGACGUUAGAAGGCAUGUCCAGAGUAACUGAACGCCUGAUAAUUGUUUGCGCGUGUAACAUACAGUCUGCUACUACAAAUUCAUCAACUGGACAUAUCAUUAAAGAUCUGUUACCAGAGUACCUAAAUGAGGUUUCUGUUGAAUGUUGCAAGAAUUCAAACGAAAAUUACAUUGAAACACAAGUUAAUGACAGAAAAUCGAUAGGAUAUGUAAAUACAAAUUCGCGUAGAUUCAAAAAUCUCAUGGAACGGAUAAAGAAAAUUGAAUAUAAAAAGAAUGAAUCAGAUGUGCAUGAUUUCGCGCGAGUUAUACGUAAAAAUUUCCAGCCUCCAACAAUCAAUGUGAGCUGCAAUUUUUCAAACGACAAUUCCUGUACAAUUAAUUGGAAUGAGGAAGGAUAUCGUUACGUAAUUGAAAUGGAAAACGACAGAUCACAAUGGCAGAACGUAGAACAUAUCAUCACGUUUGGUGGAUGUGUUAUCAAUAAUUUAGUUGUUGGAAAUAAAUACAAGUUUCGUGUUUUGGCUAGUAACGACUCUGGUCACGCUCAAAGUGUUGUAUCGUAUCGACAUGUAAACAAUCUUCCAUCAACUCUUGCAGAUAUGUCUAUCACUUUUAAAGAUAUCGUGAAAAUUAUUAAAUCUAACGAUAUCGAGAAACUGAAAAAAUUACUAUCCAUUCAUCCAAACAUCGUUCACAUGAGAGGUAACUAUGAAUUCACACCAUUGUUGUGGACAGUACGUUGCACCGACAAUACAUCAAUGGUGGAAAUACUCAUCUCAUAUGGGAGUGAUGUUUGGGCGGAAGAUAGAUGGAAACGAAACAGUUAUCAUUUGGCUGCAAUUGAAAAUCGUCACACAAUAUUAGAUAUGUUAUGUCGACAUGAUGUAACAAACAUCAACCGUGGAGAUGUUAACAACGUCACACCAUUACAUUAUGCUGCAAUGAAUGGUCACAUCUCAUGUGUUGAUGUUUUGUUGCGUCAUGAAAAUAUUGAUGUGACAAUCAAAGAUGGAGGUGGAAACACAGCUUAUGAUUAUGCUGGAUGGAUGAAUGGACAAAAGCGGGAAAUAAUAAGACGAAAAAUAAAAGAAUACAAACAAAGAAGGAGGAGAUAAAUGUCCCAGGACAAAAUAACAAUCAGGGCACCAGAUGACGAACAAGUUUGCAGUUAAAUUUUUUAUUCUAUUUAUAUUAGUCAUUUAUAUAUAUUAAUAUGUUAUACAUAUAUAUAUUUAUUUUAAAUAUAUCUUUUUGUAUAUAUGUCUAUAAUAAAUUAUUGCAAAUAUGAAUCCAUGUUGUUUUUAGUUUUAUAUUAUUUAUUAUUUUUAUAUAUAUUUAUACUUUAUUUAUAUUAGAACAAAUUUAUAAGAACAAUGAAGCUGGAAGUGGCUGAAAAAUAAGAACAAAGGGAAAGGCUGAAGUUUUAAUUUUGUGUUCUUAGCGCAAAAAAUGGCAAAUUACAGAAUAAAAUGAUUUUAAGUAGUUUAUCAGAUUGUGUCUGACAGAUUUAUCUGAUUUGAAAAAAUCUUUUUUGUAGUCACAAUCUGAAAAGUUACAAAGUUUUAACUUUUUAGAUUUUAAACAGAAAUUUUAUUGAACUUUUAAAAGGGGAAAAAGGUUAUGGAACAUAAAAACUCCGCCGUACAAAAACAAAGGGUGAGAAGGCGAAGGUAAUCGUCCAAAUUUGUGACAAAUUAGAAAUGAAACAAAGUCUUCUCUUUCACUGUGUUCGUUGUUUUUGCCUUUCCAGUAAAACAGGUAUUUCGAUUGCGGCAGCCUUUUCGAGGUGAGAAGCCAUGUUAAAAAGAGAAAAAAAUAUUUGCGACAUCUGACACAAAUGUAAACUUUAGAAUGUGAUAUAAUUAAUGAGAAAACUCUUCAGAGAAAAUCUGGUAAUGUAAAAGACGCCGCUCUUGGAUUAACAUGUAAUUAAAAAUCAGCGUGAAGACAAAUUUCAUCGUUCUUAUAACGCAUUUUUUAGCAAAAACAUUAGAAUUAAAUUUAAUUUUUACCAAUCGUACAAUUCCUUUCUUUCACACUGUCUAUAGUAAAGGUGAUCAGAAUUUUUAUUAGCAGAAUUUUCAGCUAUUCUCUGACCUUCCUUGUGAAUCCACUCAUUUAUAUAUAGCAUUGUGUUAUAUCAAGUAUUUUUAUAUACCUCUUUAUGUAUGAGUUCGGGUGAGUUUUAUAAAAUGUAUUUGAUUUGAUUUUGAUUUACGGUGGAACAAUUUUUGUUCGAUUUUUUUCGUAUCAUGGAAAGAUACAUGUUCUAAGUCACGUGGUUUUGCUGCAUCAAAAUUGUCUCGUUCCCAACUAAAAAGGUUUGACUGCUAUAUUUUACGUGGCGUAAUGAAACUCUCACAUAGCUAUAGCCUCGUUUCGAUAUGAUUUCAUUAUUGCAAAGAAAUCUUCAUACGGAGAAAAUUUCUUUGCCUCCUUUCUAAGUUAUUUACCUUUAAAAAUUAAUUGCUAGUCUCGUUUCCAUGCUUUUUUCGUAAUUAUAACCAGAAGAUGUGCUGUGGAGAGCUUGCAGAGACGAAGACUUUUUUCAAGUAUUUGUUUACAUAUAAAAUUAUCGCUAAUAUUUAUUUAUUUAUUUAUUCAUAAGGAAUACUUAUACAGGAUUUUUCCAUUCAAAAUUAGUAAAAUAUACAAAAUAUAUAUAAUUACAAAA
Hydractinia symbiolongicarpus is the source of this 6224-nucleotide messenger RNA. RefSeq lists its product as uncharacterized. Lineage: Eukaryota; Metazoa; Cnidaria; Hydrozoa; Anthoathecata; Hydractiniidae. The coding region runs from base 703 to 4665 and encodes 1320 amino acids. The transcript has 11 exons. Gene Ontology annotation, biological process: signal transduction. Gene Ontology annotation, molecular function: protein binding. The record is from RefSeq and is a predicted model, not a curated record.